Molecule: messenger RNA, 193 nt
Organism: Protopolystoma xenopodis
Lineage: Eukaryota; Metazoa; Platyhelminthes; Monogenea; Polystomatidea; Polystomatidae
Source: the annotation of a GenBank genome assembly
GACUGUAGAGAAUAUUCUUGAAGUCCGCCCUGAUUUAUGUAAGGCCCUUUCCGGCCAGGGACUAUUUGCUUGGCUACUCCGAAGAAUUCAGAAGCGAACUAUGAUCAGUUCUAGCAAUACUUCUGGUGGCAUCGAUACUUAUUUUGAUAGAAAUAAGCUAUAUGCGGCAGAGAUUUUACACCAUGCCUUGUAA